AUGACUGUGUCAGCAAACAAUAUGCUCGAGAAGUUUGGAUUUGACGAAACGAUUUAUGGUGUCACUGCUGAAUUUUCAAUGAUGGAUUACAACAUAAGGCAUUUGUCAAAUGACGAGAGGGAUUUCGAAUUUGCAAGUAGAAUGCUGGUAAAAUCUGCUCAUGGAUUUUAUGAAACGUUGUUCUCUAGUAACAGUUUAAAUACCAUCCUUGACUUUCACACUAGUGUGUACAAAUGUCAGAAAGACAACUUUCAAAAGAAUGUGUUCGUACUAACUGUGGGAAAUGAAAGCGCUGGUUUCGCAGAACUUGGUUUUGAAGAUGCCGGAUCUGAAAGAUUUUGUCAGGACAUUUGGAGUAAAAGAUGUGUGCAAAUAGUAUAUUUGUUUUUUUUUUUAAUUUUCUUCUGUAAGUUGAUAUAG
Molecule: messenger RNA, 420 nt
Organism: Saccostrea echinata
Lineage: Eukaryota; Metazoa; Mollusca; Bivalvia; Ostreida; Ostreidae
Exons: 4
Coding region: 1-420 (139 amino acids)
Source: RefSeq, a predicted model, not a curated record